This is a messenger RNA of Triticum urartu, 3739 nucleotides long. Lineage: Eukaryota; Viridiplantae; Streptophyta; Magnoliopsida; Poales; Poaceae. The record is from RefSeq and is a predicted model, not a curated record.
UUAUCAACCCCGCCCACAACCCCUUUCGUUAUCUUUCCCUCCCUCUCUUAGGCUCCUCUGCUCACUACUGCUGCCCCUUCUGCUCCUGACCUCCAUCCCAGUAAUGCCUAGCUUGUAGACAGUGCACCUACCUCAGCCCAGCUGCCUCUCUCCUUAUCUUAGCUGAUUGCUUGGGAAAUUGACCUUCCAUUUUGCUUCCUGUGGCCGUCAGUUCAUCCUUGCUGGUAUACUGUCAAGAGCAGCUGAGAGCCAGGCCAUUGUGUGAGCAUGGAACAGCAAACACGGCUUCUCAGCUAAGCCCUCUUAAAUUGGUCCUAUUGUGUGCAUUCGAAAUUGGAUAUCCUUUCUACGGUCAUGUGUAUUUCCAAUUUCCAAAGCAGCUUUGUCUUAUUGUGAAUUAGUUAUGCGGAAUCCACAAUUUUGAGCAUGUCUGCCCAUGUCAUGGUGGGCAUCUUGUGCUGAGCUUGCUUGCCGUUUGGCGCGCCCAUGGCGCCCAAGAGCAAGCGUGGCAAGGCCAAGGGCGAGAAAAAGAAGAAAGAUGAGAAAGUGCUCCCUGUGGCCAUUGAUAUCACUGUCAACCUCCCGGAUCAGUCUGAUGUCAUUCUCAAGGGAAUUUCCACGGACAGGAUCAUUGAUGUGAGGAGGCUGCUCUGCGUCAACACCGCCACCUGUGCAAUCACAAACUACUCCCUCUUGCAUGAGACUCGUGAUGGUCACUUGAAGGAUGGCGUCGAUAUUGCGACACUGAAGCCAUAUACUCUCACCCUGGUAGAAGGGGAGUAUGACGAGGAUAGUGCGUUGGUGCACAUACGGCGGCUGCUGGACAUUGUUGCGUGCACCGCCUCCUUUGGCUCUCCACCACCUCCGCCGCCUCCUCCAUCCCCCAAGGAUGCUGAUGCCACCAAGGAGCCCUCCAACUCCAGCUCCAAGCCUGCAGAAGCGGCCUCCUCGGGCGGGCGCCGCACGGGCUCGCCACCGCCCCUGCCGAAGGAAUCAGCUGCAAAGGAUGCUGAUGCAGCGGCGGCCAAGGAGGACGCGGUCUCGGCGGAGCUGGAGGCGGAGAUGAGCGGUGCAUGCCCCCGCCUUGGAGCAUUCUACGAGUUCUUCUCUCUUGCUAACCUCUCACCGCCCCUCCACUUUAUAAAGCGAGUGAUUCAACCUCGACAGGAGGAGCAACCGUCUGAUGACCAUCUCUUCUUCCUUGAGGCAAAGCUUUCUAAUGGGAAAUUUGUCAUUGUUGAAGCUCGGAGAAAGGGGUUCUUUAGUUUUGGGAAACAGCGUGUUUUGUGCCACAAUCUUGUCGACCUAUUGAGGCAUCUCAGCAGAGCAUUCGAUAAUGCAUAUGAGGAUCUUAUGAAGGCAUUUUUGGAACGGAACAAGUUCGGAAAUUUUCCUUAUGGUUAUCGUGCAAAUACAUGGCUUGUUCCUCCGAUUGCUGCCCAGUCACCAUCAACAUUUCCUCCCCUUCCUGCUGAGGAUGAAACUUGGGGAGGCAAUGGAGGUGGUUGGGGAAGGGAUGGCAAAAGUGACAUGUUGCCAUGGGCAGAUGAGUUCAUGUAUCUCACAUCCAUGCCUUGCAAAACUGCUGAGGAGAGGGAAAUUCGUGACAGGAGAGCAUUCCUACUGCACAGUCUAUUCGUAGAUGUUGCCAUCUUUAGAAGUAUUGCAGCCAUCCGGCAUGUAAUGGAGAGUACGGAUGUAUCAACAUCAAUCAAGACAGAUGAGGUCUUGCAUUCUGAGACGGUGGGAAAUUUUAGCAUCACUGUCACAAGAGAUUCUUCAGAUGCAAGCUGCAAGCUGGACACUAAGAUAGAUGGAAGCCGAGCCACAGGAAUGGACUCUAAGCAUCUUGCAGAGAGAAACCUUUUGAAAGGAAUAACUGCAGAUGAAAACACUGCUGCACAUGAUGUUGACAGUUUGGGCAUCGUGAAUAUUAGAUACUGUGGAUACGUUGCUGUAGUAAAGGUUAACAAUUACGAGAAAACUAUUGUGACUUCUUUUAAGCCUGCUGAUAUCACGGAUCAACCUGAAGGGGGUGCUCAUGCAUUGAACAUUAACAGUUUGAGGAUGCUCCUAAAUGAAGCCAAUGCAACUGGAGAAAAGAAGUUACCAACACAAAGUCAUAGGCAGGAAGAACUAACUGCAGCACAAACUUAUGCUGAGAACGUGUUGAAGGAAAGUCUUCAAAAUCUUGAGGAAGAGGAGACUGAUAAACAAUCAUUUAUGAGAUGGGAACUUGGUGCCUGUUGGGUUCAGCACCUGCAAGAUCUGAAAAAAUCUGACAAAGACAAAAAACAAGGUGAUGGGAAGGAAAAGAAGAAAACGGUAGACAAAGAUGUGAAAGAGACGAAGAUUGAAGGGCUUGGGAAGCCUCUCAAAGCUCUUAAACAUCCGAAGAAUGCGGUUGAUGCUUCUGGCAAGGGAUCCUCAUCAGGGAACAAAAGUUUGACUGAUGCAACAAGCUCUGGGGAAAGCCAGAAAGUCAAGCCAUCAUCUGUUGAACCGCUUCAAGGAGACUGCAUCACCUCCGAGAAUGAAAUCUUGCUGAAGGAUGUAUUACUGGAUUCCGCCUUUACAAGGUUGAAAGAUUCAGAAACAGGACUCCACCAGAAGUCACCAUCUGAGUUGAUUGAGAUGGCUCUGAAGUUCUAUGAUGAAGUUGCGCUUCCUAAGCUGGUUGCCGAUUUUGGUUCUUUGGAACUUUCACCUGUUGAUGGUAGGACAUUGACAGAUUUCAUGCAUACCAGGGGCCUGCAGAUGCGCUCCCUAGGACGAGUUGUCAAACUUUCAGAGAAGCUCUCACACGUACAGUCCCUUUGUGUGCAUGAAAUGAUAGUGAGAGCAUUCAAGCAUAUUGUCCAAUCUGUUAUUGCAGCUACUUCGGACAUGAGACAAUUAGCAUUAACAAUAGCUGCAGUGCUGAACUUACUUCUUGGUGUUCCUGAAUCUGAAUUUUCUGGAAGUUCUCCUGCUGUGCAUCCCCUGGUGUGGAGAUGGCUUGUUGCCUUCUUGAAGAAGCGAUACCAGUAUGAGCUCACAGGGCAACAUUAUGAUGAUGUGAGGAAAUACGCUAUAUUGAGAGGACUAUGCCAUAAGGUGGGCAUUGAAUUGGCACCGCGAGAUUUUGUCAUGGAUUCUGCUUUCCCGUUUUGCAAACAGGACAUUAUUAGCCUUGUGCCCGUACAUAAGCAAGUUGCGUGCUCAUCUGCAGAUGGAAGGCAACUUCUAGAAUCCUCUAAAACAGCUCUUGACAAGGGUAAACUUGAAGAUGCUGUUAAUUAUGGAACCAAGGCCCUUGCCAAGCUCAUAAUGGUGUGUGGUCCCUAUCAUCGAAUGACGGCUGGAGCUUAUAGCCUUCUAGCUGUUGUUUUGUACCACACUGGUGAUUUUAAUCAGGUAGAUGGUUAUUCAGCUGCACAGCACAUAGUCUAUAAUAAUUGUUAUGCAUGUUUUGAAGACAAUGCAAGUGAUAGCACUGUUUAAUUAAGUGAGGAUUAUUGAACAUGAGAUGAUAUAAAGACUUACGCCAUUGCACUUUCUUUAUGUAUAUAUUAGUUUAUACUUAGAAAUAAUAUAUACUUCUAGCAUUCUUUGCUAAGCAUACUUCAGUUACAAUGUGAGCGAAAGAUACAUAAAGGUGUUAUUGGGUUAGACUAACUAUAACACCGAAGGAAUAUGUAGGGAAGAUACAGAACAAAUUCUGGUAAAACUGAGACUUUCUUGUAUUUUUAGGAGGAUC